GGAAUCGAUCACACAGCACAGUGUUAUACGUCAAACAAAUUUAGAGAAAAAAGUUUAGCCAACAGGAAAUAAAUAUUUCAGUCAUUCGAAACAGCUCAGUCGUCGGGAGAGGAUAUAAAAUCGAAAAGAAAAAGAAAAUAGGCGAACUCCCCAAAUGGCCAGGAGCCCAGGGACGAGGUCUACCUCAGCCGCGUGGAACUUUGGGAAAACCAGGUCAAGUAUCUGUCAGUUAUCUCGACGUUAACUUGGACCAAAUGCCUGCGGUGGCCUACCACUACGAUGUGAAGAUCACGCCAGAGCGUCCUAAGAAGUUCUAUCGUCAGGCUUUUGAGCAGUACAGAGUUGAACACUUGGGCGGAGCGAUUGCCGCAUUUGAUGGACGUGCAUCGUGUUACUCAGUUGUGAAGCUAAAAUGCAGCUCCCAGGGCCAAGAAGUGAAAGUAACAGAUCGCCACGGCCGUACCCUGAAUUACACUCUGGAACUCAAGGAGACGGAGGACCUGGAGGUCGAUCUGAACUCGCUGAGAAGCUUUGGUUUCCUUUUCGUAUCGUGUCUCCUCGCCUCGUCGUUUUACAGCCGUAUGUUUUGUAGUUUUUUGUUUGGACGGGUAAUUAUGAAUAUGAACGUAGAGUGCCCAUAUUUAUGUAGGUUUGUGUAGAAAAACGAUCAGAUGAAGCUGAAUUGUAUCUUCUUGGGCCACCACAGUUUACAGCCGUAUGUUUUGUAGUUUUUUUUUUGACGGGUAAUUAUGAAUAUGAACGUAGAGUGCCCGUAUUUAUGUAGGUUUGUGUAGAAAAACGAUCAGAUGAAGCUGAAUUGUAUCUUCUUGGGCCACCACAGUUUACAGCCGUAUGUUUUGUAGUUUUUUUUUGACGGGUAAUUAUGAAUAUGAACGUAGAGUGCCCGUAUUUAUGUAGGUUUGUGUAGAAAAACGAUCAGAUGAAGCUGAAUUGUAUCUUCUUGGGCCACCACAGUUUACAGCCGUAUGUUUUGUAGUUUUUUUUUUGACGGGUAAUUAUGAAUAUGAACGUAGAGUGCCCAUAUUUAUGUAGGUUUGUGUAGAAAAACGAUCAGAUGAAGCUGAAUUGUAUCUUCUUGGGCCACCACAGUUUACAGCCGUAUGUUUUUUAGUUUUUUUUUUUGGACGGGUAAAUAUGAAUAUGAACGUAGAGUGCCCGACUAUCAGCCAGCCAAAGCUGGCAAGGCCACAGCCAAGGCCCCAAGCAAGCGGCAACGCUCGGCGGAGGACACCACCACACAAGUCCAACAGGCCAAGAGGACGAAAACACUGAUUGGCCCGCGGACAGAUUCCUCGUCCUUCCCGAACAUCCGCUGGCAAAGUGACGUACGGGACGGGAAACGGGGAAGCUGAGCAGACGAAUUAUGUGUGGAUUGGAUCAUGGAAAGCGACUCUAAUAUAUUCGCCAAGUGCCGCAAUAAUGUGUUUCAAUUGGGAGUUCCUCAAUCGAGUUCCCAGAAAUCGAGUAUAUGACAUGCCACUCGAGAACCUCUCCGAAUUAGCAUCCAAUCUGCCGAAGCCUAUGUCUGUGCCCGACGUCUUGUGUGUUACAAACAUUUGCCUAUUGUCUGUUUGAUCUAAAAAUAAACGUUUGCCAUAUUUUAA
Molecule: messenger RNA, 1625 nt
Organism: Drosophila pseudoobscura
Lineage: Eukaryota; Metazoa; Arthropoda; Insecta; Diptera; Drosophilidae
Product: protein argonaute-2-like
Exons: 4
Coding region: 255-659 (134 amino acids)
Source: RefSeq, a predicted model, not a curated record